UUGACAAAUUUUAAAUAAAGUAGAGUAUAAAAGCAAUGAAGAAAGGAUGUCACUUCAAUUGAUUAAAAAAAAAAAACCAUCAAUCCAGUAAGUAAAAAUGGUUCAAUUACGCAGUUUGACUCUUUUUGUUAUAUUCUCAGUGAUUGUGCUGAUUUCUGGUCAGCCUAGUCGACAAGAUUAUUGUCGAAUUUGCAGAACUCACACAAUGUGUCUUUUUCCCGAUCCAAACCCUCAUCGAGUUUGUCCUGUAUCACACGUGGGACUCAAUUCAGAUCAGAUAAGGGAAAUUUUAGAAUUGCAUAAUAGCCUUAGACAAAAAGUUGCAUCGGGAGGUGAAACAAGAGGAAAUCCUGGACCACAACCUCCAGCAAUAAGCAUUCCAGAUUUGGUAUGGGAUGAUGAAUUGGCAAUCAUUGCACAGAGGUGGGUUAAUCAAUGCAGAUUUAGUAUGGAUUCAUGCAGACACGUUCAACGUUUCUUUGUUGGUCAAAACAUUGGUGGGAAAUUUGUAACAACAGUUCCAUCCGAUAUAAUAACACAAAUUAUAAAUGACUGGUAUAAUGAGGUCGAGAAAUUCGAUUCCCGACAAGUCGAACGUGUCAUGGAUUACACACUAGUUCUUCGUUAUACCCAAAUGGUAUGGUCAACAACUAGAUUCAUUGGCUGUGGUUAUAUUAACCUCAAUCAUAACAAUCAGAUCAUAGCCACACUAGCUUGCAACUAUGGUCCUACAGGUAAUUUUAUUCGAGGAAAAAUAUACGACAUUAAACGCACGUAAAUUCAAAAAAAAUUUCUAGUAGAUUUUACAACUUUUCAACUACUCUCAAUAAUUCAAUAAGUCCUCAACUGUAACUUGAAUACUUUUUUUUAGUCAACUGAACUAUGAGAAUGAAGUCUGCAACGUUUUUGAAAACGAAAACGAAAAAAUAAUGCGUUUUUUUAAUUUUAAUUCAAAAUAAUGUUAUUUUUUAACAAUAAAAUUGUCUCUUAAGUAACAAUUAAUUUCUUAAAAAUUAACGCACAUGAAAA
Messenger RNA from Leptopilina heterotoma, 1029 nucleotides. Its product is annotated as venom allergen 3-like. The coding region runs from base 98 to 778 and encodes 226 amino acids. The record is from RefSeq and is a predicted model, not a curated record. The transcript has 5 exons. NCBI's taxonomy places the organism in Eukaryota, Metazoa, Arthropoda, Insecta, Hymenoptera, Figitidae.